Molecule: messenger RNA, 984 nt
Organism: Adineta steineri
Lineage: Eukaryota; Metazoa; Rotifera; Eurotatoria; Adinetida; Adinetidae
Source: the annotation of a GenBank genome assembly
AUGGCUCUAUCAUUACCUAUUCUUAUUGGAUGGUUGGUAUAUAUAAUAAUAGCAUAUUAUUGUAUUUAUUCUAUUUCAAAUAUUUUAACACGAAUUAUUUUAAUAUUAAUUCUAUGUUUAUCAUUAACAUAUUUAACAUGUCAUAAUCUUCCUGUAUUUCAUCUAUCUUCACUAUUCAUUGUUGCAAUAUGUUGGUUAACAUCAAUUCGUUUAUUUCAUUUAAUAAUAUUUUCAAAAAACAAUUCAUUAACAUUUAAAUCUUAUUUAUUAAAACUUCUUUGGAUUUAUUUUCCAAUUCAAACGAGUACAUCUGUAAAAAAUCAAUGGUCAAUUAUUUCGAGUAUAAUAUUAAUUAUAAUUAAAUUAUUAAUGAGUCAUUGGGUUCAUCGAUGGUUAAUAAAUUGUGAUAGAGGAAUUAGUUUUGAAAGAAUAGUUAUGUUUUAUAUGUCUAUAAUGACAACAUCAUAUGCUGUUGAUAUUCAAGUAAUUUUAAUUCGAAUAUUAACUCGAGAUAAAUAUACAAUGGAAUCAUUUACGAAUUUUCCAAUAUUUAGUUUAUCAAUAAGAGAAUUUUGGGGUAGAAGAUACAAUAAAAUUACAAAUACUAUACUAAAACAAUCAAUAUUUGAACCAUUACGUUCACAAUUUUUAUCUCCAACAAUUAGUGCAUUAAUAACAUUUAUUAUUAGUGGUCUUAUGCAUGUUCAUGUAGCUUUUGUUAUUUUUGAUGAUCUAUCAACAUUAUUUCCAACAUUUUGCUUUUUCUUUCUACAUGGCAUUGCUUGUUGUGUAGAAGCAAAUACGAAUAUGCAAUUUGAUGAUCAUGUUCGAUGGGUAUUAACACAUACAUUUCUUCUUAUUACAGCACCACUUAUGAUUGGACCAUUUAUAAAAGAAGGAUCAGUAUUUUUAAAACUUAAUCCUCCACCAUUGUUCGAUAAUGAAUGGAUACCUAAAUUACCUUUACCUAAUUUUUGUCCAUAA